Molecule: messenger RNA, 1767 nt
Organism: Spirodela intermedia
Lineage: Eukaryota; Viridiplantae; Streptophyta; Magnoliopsida; Alismatales; Araceae
Source: the annotation of a GenBank genome assembly
AUGGAGUUACCGGUGAGAGGUCCGGCAACUAGCGAGUGGAAAACCCGCUACUUGAUAGAAACGAAGUCGGUAUCGUACCGGCGGCCGGCGGACGGUGGCGGCGAGCUUGACUGGGCUUGCCGGUGGUGGUGGGGGCGCGCCGGCUCGAAACCCAUCCUUCGGGACGUGAGUUGCAGGUACCUACCGGGCGAAAUCACCGCCGUGGUGGGUCCAAGCGGCGCCGGCAAGACCACCCUCCUCUCUAUCCUCGCCGGCAUGGUGCCCCUCCGCCGGGUCAGCGGCGAGGUCCUCGUCAACGGGCGCCCAAUGGACGCCGCCCUCUUCCGGCGUGUCUCCGGCUACGUCCCACAGGAGGAUUCCCUCCUCCCGCAGCUCACCGUUGAGGAGUCGCUCCUUUAUAGCGCCUAUCUGAGGCUCGGCGGCGCUGCCGCCGCCGAUAGAGCCCGCGAGUUGCUCCGGCAGCUGGGGCUCGACCACGUGGCGGGCUGCCGUGUGGGGUCCGGGAUCUCCGGCGGCGAGCGGCGGCGGGUCUCCAUCGGGGUUGAGCUGGUGCACCGCCCCGGGGCGAUUCUCCUGGACGAGCCGACGUCCGGAUUGGACUCGGCCUCCGCCGUGCAGAUAAUCUCCCUGCUGAGGGCGAUGGCCAGGGCCGAGUCGAAGGCCGUUGUCGUGACCGUCCACCAGCCGGGUUUCCGCAUCUUGGAGCUCAUCGAUCAGGUGGUCAUCCUUGUCGCCGGCGAGGUGCGCCAUCGUGGGCCGCUGGAGCUCCUCGAGCGGCGGCUCAAGGAAGCCGGCCACCGCAUCCCCAACCAAGUCAACGCGCUGGAGUACGCCAUGGAGAACGACCUCCCCCAGUGGGCCCUCCUCCCCGUGGAGGAAUCAACCUCGGAGGAGCUCGAAGAAGAAGACGACCCCCGCGGGCAGCUGGUCAACACCAACGGCCACCUCCGGGAGGUGCUGGUCCUCGGGGGGAGGUUGGCCGCCACCGUCCGGCGGUCAAACCAGCUCUUCGCGACGAAGAUAGUGCAGUCGCUGGCGGCGGGGCUGGGGCUCGGGUCGGUCUUCAUGAGGGCAGAUGACCUGCAGGCGAGGGUGGGGUUCUUCGCCUUCAGCCUCACCUUCCUGCUCUCCUCCACGACGGAGGCGCUGCCGGUGUUCCUCCGGGAGAGGAAGAUCGUCGCUAGGGAGACCUCGCGGGGGGCGUACAGGGUCUCCUCCUACGCGUUGGCCAACGCCGCCGUGUACCUGCCGCUACUGCUCGCCGCCGCGCUGCUCUACGCGGCACCGGUGUACUGGCUUGUGGGCCUUCGGCGGGAGCUCGACGGGUUUCUCUUCUUCGCGCUGGUGGUGUGGCUGGCGAUGGCCGCAGCGAACUCCUUGCUCUCCUGCGUGGCCGCGCUGGCGCCCAGCUUCGUGGUGGGGAGCUCGGCGGCGGCGGGGCUGCUCGGGUGCUUCUUCCUCUUCUCCGGGUACUUCAUAGCUAAGGAGAGCAUCCCCAGGCAGUGGAUAUUCGUGCACUACCUGAGCCUGUUCAAGUACCCCUUCGAGGCCUUUUUGAUCAACGAGUACGGGGGGGAGGGGGGGAGGAGGAUGUGCCUGCAGCGAGAGGGGGGCGCCUGUGUGGUGGACGGGGAGAUGUUCCUCGGGAGGGAGGGCUUGGAGGGGGCCAGGAGGUGGACCAGGGCCGGGGUGAUGGCCGGCUUCGUCGCCGGGUACAGGGUCCUCGCCUUCGCCGUCCUCUGGCUCAGGUGCAGGAAGACAGUGUAG